GCGCCGUGGGGCCUGCGGUUGGCGUGACUGACUCUGCCCACUUCUACCCACCUCCUCCCCACCCUGCGCCAGGACGCCAUGAAAGAUUCCCUGGUGCUGCUGGGCCGUGUGCCGGCGCACCCGGACUCCCGCUGCUGGUACCUGGCCUGGAACCCGGCGGGGACCCUGCUGGCCUCGUGCGGGGGCGACCGUAGAGUCCGCAUCUGGGGCAGAGAGGGUGACAGCUGGAUCUGCAAGUCUGUCCUUUCCGAUGGUCACCAGCGCACGGUGCGGAAGGUGGCCUGGUCUCCCUGUGGGAAUUACCUGGCCUCUGCCAGCUUUGAUGCUACCACUUGCAUUUGGAAAAAGAACCAGGAUGACUUUGAGUGUGUAACUACUCUCGAGGGCCAUGAAAAUGAGGUCAAGUCAGUGGCCUGGGCCCCAUCUGGCAACCUUCUGGCCACCUGCAGCCGAGACAAAAGCGUAUGGGUCUGGGAAGUUGACGAAGAGGAUGAGUAUGAGUGCGUCAGUGUCCUCAGCUCCCACACCCAAGACGUCAAACACGUGGUCUGGCACCCCAGCCAGGAGCUGUUGGCCUCUGCCAGCUACGAUGACACAGUGAAGCUCUAUCGGGAGGAGGAGGAUGACUGGGUAUGCUGUGCCACCCUUGAGGGCCAUGAAUCCACCGUGUGGAGCUUGGCCUUUGACCCCAGUGGUCAGCGCCUGGCAUCUUGCAGUGAUGACCGUACCGUGCGCAUCUGGAAGGAGUAUUUACCAGGCAACGCGCAAGGGGUGGCGUGCAGCAGCUCUGACCCCAGCUGGAAAUGUAUCUGCACCUUGUCGGGGUUCCACUCCAGGACCAUUUACGAUGUCGCUUGGUGUCAGCUAACAGGGGCACUGGCCACAGCUUGUGGGGACGAUGCCAUCCGAGUAUUUGAGGAAGACCCCGGCUCUGACCCCCAGCAGCCCACCUUCUCUCUGACAGCCCACUUGCCUCAGGCCCACUCCCAGGAUGUCAACUGUGUGGCCUGGAACCCCAAGGAGCUGGGGCUCCUGGCCUCCUGCAGUGAUGACGGGGAGGUGGCUUUCUGGAAGUACCAGCGACCUGAAGCCCUCUGAGGCGUCUCUUCUUCAGACAGAGUCCUGGCUCCCUAGAGGAUAUCACAAGACUUGCCCUGCCUGAGAGGACCUGGAGGGCCACCUUUACCCUUCCUUUGACUUCUCUCGUCACUCAGACUUUGGUAGAAGCAUGGAGCUGCCUGACCGUUGGCUCUGGCCCCCGUUACCGGCUCCUUGGUGAAGAGCUGCAGGCGAUGAGAACGUUUGUUGUUACGCCACAGGUUUUGCUUGCUUUAGGGCAUAGGGAGAAAAGUGUUGAAUUUUGUGGGAGGGAACAUUGUCUGAAAUUUUAAGUUUUAUAUAAAUAAUCCAUCCAAGUCCCAAGGCCUAUUUUAUAUUUAAGGGUAGUCCCAGAAGAACUGCAUGGUGAGUCCUUUUCUGAGAUAGGUUGUGCCUCCCCAGUGUCUGGGCAAAGCCUUGCAAGUAACACAGUCAAUAUUAAAAGAGGCUGUUUUUCCUGAUGUAGGUUUGUGUAGCGUAAGGGACACCUCCAGUUUCCCUUAGAAACUCCCCUACCUUCUGAGCCAUUAUGCUGUGAUGUGAACAGGGGAAUGCUGAAAAAUAAAUAGGGGAAGACAUGAACCCCAAAAGGGAGUUGUUAUUGGCCACAGGCCAGACAUUCUCAACAGGGAUAAAAACUGGUUCUUGGGUUGAGGGCAAAAUCUGAAAGUGCAAUCGUUUGUGGUCCUCUAAGUGGCCACUGUAUACAUUGUACAUCCGUAACAUGUAGGUGUCAUGGGCAAUUAGGAAAAAGGUGUCUAAUAAAGCUCCCUGUUGGUAGUUGCUGUCAAUUCCAAUUCAUGGCGGCCCCCUAGAAGGUUGAGAAACAUGGCAGUAGGCAGUCAGCUCUUCAGUCAGAUUGUCCUCUGACAGUCACUUCCAAAUGGGUUUUCACUAUAUGACAGUCUCCAAAGCUACAGUCUUCACUAAUUUUUUACAUUACAGAAAUGACCUUUCGUUUUCAAGACAGCUGGGGGUGACACCUGGAGUAGUGGUCCUCAAAACGUGGUCUGUGGAUCCCCGGGAGUCCGAGGCUUUGAGGGGAUCGACGGUUGGUGUCUUGGCGUGAAUCAAGGCAGUAGCGUGAAACUAUUAGGAACAUGGUCUUCCCAGCCACACAGGAAAAAUACUGCCAAACCAAAAAGAAACCCCACAUCUGUUGUCAUCGAGUUGAUUCUGACUCAUAAUAUUGCCAGUCUCACUUAAAAAUGACCCUGAUAAAACCAAUAAAAAUUUUUUAAAAAUCUAGACCCUUGAGAACACUUGUAUGACAAAAUGGGAAGUGUUAGGAUUGAAUUGUGUCCCCUAAGACAGACUGAGGUUCUGACCCCCGAGAGCUGUGAAUGUGACCUUGUUUGGAAAGAGGAAGAUGUUACCAGUCACCAUGAGGUCACAUGGAGCAGGGUGGGUCCUAAUCCAUGUUGAGUGAUGUCCUUACAAAAGAGACAGGCGGCCAUGUGACCACGGAGUCCUGCUGCGCCUGCGAGCCAAGGAGCACCGGUGCUGCCAGAGCUGAGAGGGACAAGGAUGGAUCUAGAGCUUUGGAGAGAAAAUGGCCUGGUUGGCACGUUGGUUUGGACUUCUAGCCUCCAGAACUGAGACGAUAAAUUUCUAUUGUUAGAAGCCACCAAGUUUGUGGUAUUUUGUUACAAAGGCCGGCGACACUGAUACAGGAAGCACGCCUAAAGCACUUGUGCACAUUGAAGUACGGUAGUAGUCACGAGGAGACGAUCGUGUGAUUGAGUUGCAAGCUCAGCUGUGUUGUUCGUGGCACACCAUUUUUACUUGGAAGAACUAGCAAAUUCUGGUAUUUGGACUUGACUGUUUGGCAUUUUCUCAAAAAUAACUGAACAAACCUCUUGCUUCAAGGGAAACAACUGAUAGUACUGCCAACGAUAAAGCAUUUGAGGAAAAAGUACAAGUUUUGAAAACGUGGAUUGCCACUGUGAACUUGACAGCUUCCUGGUAUUUAAAGGCUUUUCUGAUGGGAUUGGUGGUGCUAUUACACAAAUGUGUUUUUUUACAUUGUACAAUGAGACAUGUCAGCAUUUGGAAGAUACGCUGAAUCCAGUGAACCAACGUUUCCCAAACGAUCAACGCGUGUUACAAAAUCAUUCGUGUUAAGAGGGCUAUUCAGAGUGUCAACGCGUGUUACAAAAUCGUUCGUGUUAAG
Messenger RNA from Trichechus manatus latirostris (Florida manatee), 3271 nucleotides. It is a transcript of the gene CIAO1, whose product is annotated as cytosolic iron-sulfur assembly component 1. The coding region runs from base 79 to 1098 and encodes 339 amino acids. The record is from RefSeq and is a predicted model, not a curated record. Lineage: Eukaryota; Metazoa; Chordata; Mammalia; Sirenia; Trichechidae. Gene Ontology annotation, cellular component: cytosolic [4Fe-4S] assembly targeting complex. Gene Ontology annotation, biological process: iron-sulfur cluster assembly. Gene Ontology annotation, molecular function: protein binding. The transcript has 7 exons.